UUAGCGCGUGCACGGAGUCCCUAAUGUUGCUCAUGCGACAAUAUGCUCCGAUGUUACGAAAAAAAUGUUGAAACGCCCCCAUCGGUGAAUUCGCCGUACCUACCGGCUCUAAAACUUCACAAUUUACCAAAAGAACAUAAGAGUUUUUGAUUGAAAAUGAUAAUAAGUGACUUACGUCUUCUGUGAUUGCCGAUUACCGUGUACCUACUAUUUUGUUUUUCUUGUUAUUUGGUGUCUGUUGAAGAAGUGCUGGAAUAUACGUGUGCAAUAGGGUUGUUUGAAAGACAGAAGGUAAUUGAUGUUUAGUGGAUUUUUUUACUUUUGAAGAAUAAAACAAGUUAGGUGCAUGGGGGGCAAUGGGAACUGGCACUGGGAUUGAGGGGGGGCUACGGAGGCGAAUGCCGUUGAGCAGACGAACUGGCGGAGGCGGAGCGGCUGCUGGUGCCUCAGGUGUCAGCGCUAGGGCGAUGCGCUACUACCGCCUCUGGAUUUACACUUGCAACACAGCUUUGUUGGCGGGAGCGUUGGCGUUCAGCGGGGCGGCCGCCAGAACUGUACUCUUCGAUUUCCGUCGGUCACUCAUCCCAUCACUCACGCUGUACCAACCAUCGUUCUUGUACGCUUACUUAGCGCUCCUCACACAAGGGGGCGCACUACAAUUGCUAGGCUGCGUUGCUGCACUUCGAUUAUCCGAGAAAUUGUUGAACGCUUAUUGGUUAUUAUUAUUAGUACUGUUGUUCGGAGACGUAGUGUUGGGCGCCUUUUGGGCGUUUAGAUUCGAAAGAGUGUGUCAAGAACUUAGGCCGGCACUGCGCAUCAAGUUUUAUCAGGAGUACGGGACCAACGGAGAGUUUACAGAAGUGUGGAACAGAAUGCAAUCGGACCAUAGUUGUUGUGGGGUAACGGGUCCCGACGAUUACAAUAGCAGUGUUCUCCAAAUGCAGAUCCCAGUGAGUUGCUGUCUAAAACCACCAAGGAACGUGAACAGCACCUGCGGGGACGCAGAACACCUGCACCAUACGAACGGUUGCGAUGAAAGACUGCUAGCGUAUUUAAGAUCGACUGCAUCAUUGCUAGCCAUACUUGGUUACUGCGUAUUAGCCUUCCUCAAAAUGUGCUUCCUAGGUAUCCUGCGUUACGAAAUCCGCGAAAUGAUCCAAAAGAUUCGCAUACUUCGAACAGAGCUGGAGCUGCCUAACGUGAACGGCGUCGUCCCAGGUUCACUUAGGGCGGAAAGUGCCGAAAGUGAGAGGGAAUCUCUCUUGGUGCGACCCGAGAGUGCCGCUUUACUCUCUUCACCUCCAGCUCAGACAAAAAAUCCUAAUGGAAACAACAACUACGAAAUGAGAGAAUAUAGAAGUCGUGAAAAUAUAUGACUAAAGUACCGCCUAGAGGGUCUGUUCAACCGCGGUAGGUGGGGCCGCGUGAAGAAGGGUCCUCUGGCUACGCCACUGGAGGAUAUAUUCAAGCGAAAACCGAGGUCAAGGGUCAAGGAUGAUCCCUGCUGAAAUUUCAGGAAUUUGCCAUCGACCAGGGUGUAAAGCAGGGCAUGCAGAGCGUAGGGUAAAAUGAAUUACGAAAGCGAAGUAGGGUUCACUGUAAAAUACAUCUGCUUGUCGUAAUUGACAUUUUCAUUUGAGAACUUUGCUUUAGAAGAUAUUUUCCUAUCUCAAAUCGAAACAAUUAAGAUUUCCAUAAAUCUUACCAAUAUUUUAUUUACAUAAUGAAUUGGAAAAAAAGUAUACAUAAGAAAAAUAAUAAUUUUUUUUAUAAUCCAAUUAACCAGGCUGAUUUCCUCCUUUCUAUUAUUUUCAAAGAGCCGUAGACUUUUUAAAAAUUCUAAUAUAUUGUAAACAUUUGUAUGAUAUUGGAAAUCAUGAAAUUUGUUGUGUACAUAUUGUUCAGGAUAAUGAACAGCUAAAAUAAUAGUCGAAAUUUAGAUAAGAUUUUGAUAAGGUUUGCUGUGCACUCAAAGUCAACAUUCAAGUGCUGGAACUAUUGGAUUCCAAGUGACAUUAAUUUUAAUUUCUGUUGUUGGAUAAAACAUUCAUUUAACUAAUAUUUAAUUUCUGCUGACGUGUAGGUAAUUCUUAUUUCAAAAAAUUCUUAAAUCGCAUUUGAGUUUUCUGAAAGAAAAUAACUGGGAAACAAAUGUUCAGAGUUUGUUACAAUGUUAGAAUUGUGCUGCGUAAAAACAUAAAUUUGAAUGGUCAGUGUUCAAGCAAUUUUAUAACACGGUUUAUUAUGAACGUCAGCGUUUUGUUUUUACAGAAAAUACUUUGAACAUAGAGUAAUGAGUAGUAUUUGUUCGUUAUGCUUUCCAUAGUCUGUUAACUGAAGCGGUCCUGUCAAACCGAUUCAUCAAUCUUCAAAAGCUUAAUACAUUCGUGCCUCUCAGGAAAACAUGAGUUGUUUAAAUGUCUCGAUAUCUAUAUAUUAUCUAUCAUCUUUCUCGCAAGUAAAACUCGUUUUUUCGAGUUUAGAUUCUUUAAAAUAGGAACAAACAUCCCAACUAAUUAUUUCAUAAAUAGAAAAAGUUCAACGUGAUUGGAAGAUUCAAUAUGCCCAAUUGAAAAAAAACUGACAAAAUGUUUUGACUCGUGGUGUAAUCAUUGCAAUGAGUUUUAAAAUAUUAUUUUAACAAUAAUUGAAAAGCUACUGUUUUAACCAAAAAUUUAAAUUUCAAAUUAUACAGGUCGUUGAAGUGGCUACAGUUUUUAAAUGCAUCGAGUAUCACAUUACAACUUCAUAUUUUUGUACUGAGAGAUAGAAACAGGUUUUGAAUUCAAGUAAAAUAGAAAACUUGCGUUAAGUAUAACUUAUUUUAAAAUGUAAAAUUUUGAGGAUUUACUAAUGAACCUCCCUGCGAAUUUAUAUAUUAUUUAACACAUAUUCUGUUUUUGGGAACUAACCUACCAAAGUAAAAAUCAAGGAAAUGCUUCUCGAUCUAUAUAUACGAAUAUAAUUUCUUACUUUAUCUUUAAAGGGAUGAUUGUAAAAGAGAUAUCAAAAUGCUUGAAACCACUCCUUUUUCACCCCCAAAUUUCAAUAUUCAUUGGAAUAUUUUAUGAUUAAAUCGUUUGAUGAGAGUUGAUGACAUUGAAAAAAUCGAAUCCGAAUAAAAAGAACUAAUGAAGAGUUUUGUACUUCAUACAAUUAUAAAUAAACUAUUUUAAAUAAAUGACCAAAUUCUAACAGCAUUCUGCUUCUUUCUAUAAUGUCUUAAUGAAACCUUUCGUUGUGUCGCUGAAUGUAUGAAGAUUUGAUAGAUUUAAUUAAUAUAUGUAUUUGAAAAAAAUAUUUUCAUGUCGUCCUACAAACUAUCUUCAUAAAAUUAUACAAAAUUUCGAUAUAUAACUGAUGUGUUUCCGAAAGUACCUACUAUUUUAAAAGAAAAGUGAUUUUUCUAAUACAUAUUUAAAGCUGAAAAUGGGAGAGAGUCGGGAAUUCUAGCUUUUAUCAAUAAAAAUCUAGAUAUGAAGUAAUACACUCAAGACCCAAUCUAGAGUUUUUUUUUAUCUAAAAUAUAAAGAUCUCUCUCUAUUCUAUAUUUGUGACUCGGUAACCUUUUUCAUUCCGGUAUAUAUUACCUAUAUACACUAUGAAAUAAACAAUUUCUCUAUGACCAUAUUUAUUAAAAAACAAUUUAUUUAGUCAAUCUACCAGCUAGUGUUUGUUUCAUUCUACAAAUCAUAACAAUUUUUUGACAAUAAAGCAUUUCUCCCUCUCUUGGGAAUAUGCAUUAACUGAACCAGAAUCCUUGAUUGUCAAAGUACGUAUCCAAUGCAACCGCAGACUAUUUGUAAUCAAGUGUUUUCAAUAUUUUCCCUGUGACCGCUAAAAAUGCCGUCACAAUAAAAUAGAGAAUUUAAAUUAUAGUAGAACGUUAUGUAAAAUAUUACUAGUCCUUAUAAUUAUUAGUCUGUUAGUUUCUCUCGAAUACAAUAUCUAAUUUUCAGGUAAUAAAGUUAUUAUCAAAUUAUAUACUAAGUACACUAGAUUAAUUGAUAUAUAAGAUAAUAUUUUGCAGACAUGAAAAUAAAAUAUAAAACAAAUUAAGAAAGUGUCGCUAUGGUACGGAAAUUUUAGAUUACAAAAAUAUUAAUGGGCAUACUUUAUAAAGACAUAUUGCUAUUAGUCACGAAAAAGCUAUAAAAAAUUUCACCUAAAUGUAAAUGUGGAAAGCUUUAUUUUCCAGGUAAACUGAAAAAUAGGAAUUUAUCUUCCACAUAUUGAUAAAACCGUAUCUACUAAAAAAUAGAAGAAAAGAACGCCCGCUUAUAAUAUUUCAUGUGUUACUACCUAUCCUCACGAUAUUUGUAAAAUGCAUAAAAAUUCCUAAUUUGUUCCUAUUAUGUAAUUCCAAAUGUGGAAUUUUGUAUUUUGAGGCAUUUUUUUGUACACUGCAAGUCUUUAAUUCAAACCACAUUUAGAAUGAAUCAUUGACUUCAAAUUAACCAUUUUAUCCAACAACCAAAAUUCAAAGCUUCUCUCAAAAAUAUUUAACAGUUUCACAUAGAACCUUCUAGUUUUCAGUGCUCGAUUUUAAAAUUCAAUUCUGCAGAACUAAAGAACUAAAAAUGGACCCUCCCUCGUAUUUUUGCCUACGUACACUGCACGUCCUAGUUUUGGAUAGAAAACAUCUCCACCACGGUCUAACGAGUUGCAUUCACUUAUAUCAGAUGUUCCAAAAAUUUUGAAAAGCCUUAAAUUUUUUUGGAAACUUUCACAUUCAAAUUACAAAUAUACAUAUUAAUACUGAGAAGUCUCUGGAUCGAAACUUCUAUAAAGUAUAUAAUGAACUAACAUAUUAUUUACACGGUCUGCAAUAUUAAGUAUGCUCAUGAAAUUAUUGGAAAAUAACAACAAUAUUCAAGCAAGAUAAUUCAAAAUAGUGGUUUUUUGAACAAAGAUAUGAAACAAGUUAACUACCUUUUCUGAUUUCUAAGAAUAUUUCUAUCACUUUCAUUUCAAGUUAGAGCGAUCACUUUUUAAUAUAACUUGGAACAAUACAAUGACUCAUCAAAAAUGUAGAUUUUUUCCUGUAUACUAUAUUUUGGAUCAUGAAUAUGUAUUUAAAGUCUGCCAGCUCACUUUCCGUGUUCAAAAUAUCUUGAUCAAAGCGCUUCCCAUGUUCGUCAUUAACGUAUCUCAAGUGGAAAAGGAAAAAUCAAAGUGUGUGGCCAGAUUGUGAAUUUUUUAUGGCAUGUUACAGUGAAAUUCUUCAUAGGCUUCUAGUUAACGAUCUACGAUAUGAUUAUUUGCCUUGUCAUUUCCUAAAAUGUUUUUAUUAUGAUUUCAUAUACAUUAUUAUACAAAUUUCAGUCAACUAGAUCCUAAAUAAAAAAAAUUCAUAAAUUCCUAUUUGUCAUAGUAAUACUCAAUAAUAAAAAUAUUCAAGAAGGAAAGAUUCAAAAAACAUUUUUGGAACAAUUGAUAUCUAAACAACAUUAUGUACAGUGUAAAUAGCAGAAUAAAAAAUGCAUAAUUAAAAUUACAAAUUGAGUGAUAGAAUUAGUAAUAUAAAACAAUAAUAUACAUUAAAGUAGUAUAGUAAUUAUAGAAAUAAAAAUGGUGACUGCAACUCGAAACAUUGGUCCAGUACAUAGUGAACUAUUUGAUAUUUUGUUACUAAAUCUAAAAAAAAUAUGUGUCUUAGGAAAUGAUAAAAUAAAGGUUAACCAAUAGACAGUUGAAAAGAAUACCACAAACAUAAAUUAAUUUCUAAUAAUCUGCAUAAACGAAAAGUUUUCAUUAGAAUGGCCAUAAUGGAUAAACGGUAUCAAUUGUACCCAUUUAUUUUAAUAAAAUUCUGUCGAAAUUAUCAGAGGUCUGCCAAUGCGUUACUGGAAAAUGAGUAACUGAAUUGCAAUAGUAGAAACAAGAUGAAAUGGGAGUUCAAGUAAAUUGCGUUUUUCUUUUUCUCUUGUUAGCCAAAUAGUCACCUUUUUCUCAUAGUUACUGUUAAGUGAUUCUGCUAAUUUUACACUACUACUACGGAAAGCAUGUAUAAUUUGGUUGGACAGAUAUUCUAAGCCUGACAUAGUUCGCAUUUUUCAAAACCAAAAUAUUUCACGCAGAAGCAUUUACAGGGCUAUAGCCGAAUGUAAAGAAGGAACACCAAGUCUGAGCCUCCCAAAAAAUGAUGAACAACCACGAAGUUUCGCCCAAGAAAGAGCAGAAACACUAGUUAAAGAGCAAAAUAUAGACUCUGGGUUUUCGUAAGAAAAUUAGCAUGUAAAAAUAAUACUUCAAAGAGUACCGUAUCGCGGGAAAUAGCAAGGAAUGGUCAAAAAAGUCUUAAAUAUAUCCCAAACCAAUCAGCAUGGAUACUAAAAUGCUGUCGUCAACUAAGUCGAAUACAUUUUGCGAAUGAGAGAGUCAUUGUUAUAGACGAUAAAAAUCAUAGAAAACAAUUGUUUUUAUAUGAGCAAUAUAGAUUGUCAAAUCUAAAAUAUGAAGAAAUAGCAAAAUUCGUAUUUCAAAAUAACAUGCCUUUUGUACCAAAGCAUCCCCCCUAAUUUACCUAAUACUCGUCCAAUUCAAGCAAGCUGAAAAUGAAGAAAAAUUAUGACUUAGAAGUUUUAGAAAACUAUUUUCGUCGUCGUCCAAAACCUAAUGAGAGAUUUCAGCAAAAAGUUACGCUUAGUUAACGAGCACGGGUUCCUCUAUUUAGUUUGAGUCAUUAACAUUGUUAAUUACGAAGCCCGUAAUUAUGGUAAAUAAGAAAAGUUUUAUUGAAGGCACUUGUUACCAAAGAUAUGGUUGAAUAUUUUGUGCCAAAACUAUUGGGACAUACGUCAAUUCAAAGUUAUUUCAUCUAAUGAUAGACAUGCCGUCAAGGUAGAAAAAAUAAUUCUCAAAAUUUAUCAAUUAAUUCUAAAUAUCUCCUGAAAAAUUCAUGUCAUUCCGAGUGCGACUGAUUAAUUAGUAAAUGAUUCGAAAAAUCAUUUGCUUGGGGAAAAUAGAAUGGCGGUCCAAAUCGAUUAUUACUCAUUCAACUUUCUACUCUUUGAACUUACAGAAAAUGUACUCAAAAAUCACGGAAUAUUUUUUCUGUUUAAGCUCUUCAAUAAAAUUCAUCAAUAAGCGGUUCAAACAGACUAAAAGCAGUCAGAACCAGUUUAAAAUGAAUGCAAGCAUUCAAAAUCGUUUCAAAGAUCUUUCUAGCGUGACAAACUUUAUUCUACAUAAUAUCUAGGUAAAUUAUGAAAUUUUCAUCUAUUAUUUGGUUCAAAUUUUCUGGUCUUUGAAUUAGAUUGAUUUUUCUGUUUAUCUCUAUUUUAUCAUCUACUACAUUCGCUUCUAUCACAUUGUUGUUCACUCAGAUUAUGACAAUUAAGAUACUAACUUAUUGACAUAUUUAAUUCAGACAUGUUAAGAUGAAUGUUCUCUUUAUUUCCGAUAUCAUGAAAUUCAUAAAAUCGUUUAUGUCUAUUUGUCUAUGGUGGACCUUUUAUGGAUUCUAAUGUAUGUAUGUUAUAACCAAAAAUAUUUAAUGAUAAAUAGAUUUAACGAAAAUAGUUCGUUCACUUGUGUUGGUACUGGGACCUAUAACAUUGAUAAGAAUAACAUUGUUACUGAUGCAAAUAUAGAAAACUGCUUGAAUUUAUUUUGCAACCGAUGUUCCAUUCCACACAACCUACCACUCAGCACUUGAAGCAGUUAACAAAAAUAACUAGUCUGCUUCGAGUGUUGGAUGGUACUAAUCUUCCUGGAAACUCCUAUGACUGCCAGUGAAGAAAUAUAACAUUAUCAAAAGUAAAAUCACAACCAAUUAACGUAAAGACGCUUUAAAUAUAAGUGUGUCGGUAUGAGCUUAACUACAGAUUUACAUAGUGCCUCGCCUUAAAAGUAAAAGUGCAAUCGGUAAAGAAACAUUAUGGUAAAAUAAAGGACAUAAUUUUUGAUUUAAUGCUAUUGGUUUUUUAUUAUUUUGGUUUGAAAACCCUCGCAUAGCGUAACUUUUUUACCCUAUAACCUACAUAUAGGAUUUAGUUGAAAAAUGUGAUCGGUGUAGUCAAAAACUGUACAACAUACUUCAAACUACAUUGAACUUAAAAUUAAAUUUUAAAGGUCUACUAUUGAAUUUAUGACUGUUCAUAAAUCAGCGAUAGCUAUAAGAAUCAUGCUUGCUAUAGGUCUAAAAUAAAUUUACGUCUUUCGCUCGCUUAAAAUUAAAUUAAAAAAAAAAACUUAAAAAACCAUAUUGUAGUUUACUUAAAACGAAGAGUCACCAGCGGAAAAAAGGCACAGUGCUUCCACUGUGCUGGAAAUAAUAAUGCUCUUUUAAAUUAUAUAAAUGAAAUUAAAUCGUAGCAUUCAAUUUUUGUUACAAAAAAUAAGGAUAUGAUACCAUUCCAAUCAUCUCCGUCUAACAAUAUUCAAAAUAAUAAAAAAACUAUAACAGUAGUUUGUUCCAAAAAUUUGGAUUCCCCAAUGUUAAUUUCUCUCAUAGAGCAUUGAAAAAUAGUAAAAAGUUGCACAAAAAAGUAUACAUUUUAAUAUAUUAGAGAACGGUUCCUAAGUACAAUCCUGUUCACUGUUCAUGACAAAUAUGUGUGGAUUUGGUGACUACACUGGAAUAACAGAGGCUGUCUCAUAAAUAAUAUCGAUUUCCAAUAUUCACUUAGUUCAUUAAAUAAUCAUACAAAAAGAAA
Molecule: messenger RNA, 8660 nt
Organism: Diorhabda carinulata
Lineage: Eukaryota; Metazoa; Arthropoda; Insecta; Coleoptera; Chrysomelidae
Product: tetraspanin-9-like
Exons: 8
Coding region: 357-1376 (339 amino acids)
Cellular component (GO): membrane
Source: RefSeq, a predicted model, not a curated record